Molecule: messenger RNA, 1622 nt
Organism: Lutzomyia longipalpis
Lineage: Eukaryota; Metazoa; Arthropoda; Insecta; Diptera; Psychodidae
Gene: Arp3
Product: actin-related protein 3
Exons: 3
Coding region: 181-1437 (418 amino acids)
Biological process (GO): Arp2/3 complex-mediated actin nucleation
Cellular component (GO): Arp2/3 protein complex; actin cortical patch
Molecular function (GO): actin filament binding
Source: RefSeq, a predicted model, not a curated record
UUGACCGUGAAACAGACGAUGUUUCUCAUGGUGAAACACAAAACAUGCAACAUAGAUCGAAUCAUUAGUCAUUUGUGAAUUUUCAAGGUGUGGUGGAAUUAUUUUUUGGUGUAAAAACCCCCAAAAACCACCCAAGAGGCCCUUUCUUUUGGCAAAAACAAUUCAGGAAGGUGUACAAGGAUGACCGGAAGGCUACCAGCGUGUGUUAUUGACGUAGGAACAGGCUACACCAAAUUGGGCUUUGCCGCCAAUAAGGAGCCCCAAUUCAUCAUCCCAUCGGCAAUUGCAAUCAAGGAGAGUGCCCGUGUGGGGGAUCAAAAUGCCCGGCGUGUCACAAAGGGUGUGGAAGAUUUGGAUUUCUUCAUUGGGGAUGAAGCAUUCAAUGCAACCGGGUAUGCUGUCAAGUAUCCCGUACGGCAUGGGCUUGUUGAGGAUUGGGAUCUCAUGGAGCGUUUCCUGGAGCAAUGUAUUUUCAAGUAUUUACGUGCUGAGCCUGAGGAUCAUCACUUCCUGCUGACAGAACCACCCCUAAAUACGCCGGAGAAUCGAGAGUACACGGCUGAGAUUAUGUUUGAGACAUUCAAUGUUCCCGGACUCUACAUUGCCGUACAGGCUGUGCUGGCGUUGGCUGCAAGUUGGGCCUCACGUCCCGUGGAGGAGCGCACAUUGACGGGAAUUGUCGUUGAUAGCGGUGAUGGGGUGACGCACGUUAUUCCCGUAGCUGAGGGUUAUGUCAUUGGAUCGUGCAUCAAGCACAUCCCCAUUGCUGGACGGAAUAUCACCUCCUUCAUCCAGAGCCUCCUGCGUGAGCGUGAGGUGGGCAUUCCGCCCGAGCAGAGCCUGGAAACGGCUAAAGCGAUCAAGGAGAAAUUCUGCUACAUCUGCCCGGACAUUGCCAAGGAGUUUGCAAAGUACGACACGGAGCCGAGUAAGUGGAUUCGUCACUAUGAGGGCAUCAAUGCCGUCACAAAGGCCCCCUUUGGCGUCGACGUGGGCUACGAGCGCUUCCUCGGCCCAGAGAUUUUCUUCCAUCCCGAAUUCUCCAAUCCCGACUUCACCACACCCCUGUCGGAGAUUGUGGAUAAUGUGAUCCAAAAUUGCCCCAUUGACGUACGACGUCCGCUGUACAACAACAUCGUUCUCAGUGGGGGCUCCACCAUGUUCCGGGACUUUGGGCGACGCCUCCAGCGGGACAUUAAACGCUCCGUCGAUCAACGAUUGCGGAUCAGUGAGAAUUUGAGCGAAGGAAGGAUUAAGCCAAAGCCAAUCGACGUAUCAGUCAUUUCGCACCACAUGCAGAGAUACGCCGUGUGGUUCGGUGGCAGCAUGUUCGCCGCUAUGCCGGAAUUCUACCAGGCUUGCCACACAAAGGCCUCCUACGAGGAGUACGGGCCCAGCAUUUGCCGCCACAAUCCCGUCUUCGGUACAAUGACCUAAUUUACGGAGGAGGAGCACCAUGUCUGGCGCACUGCCGCACAUUCCGGGCGCAAUAAGAGACGACGAGACAACGCUGCUGGUAUGCAUACAACAAUGUCAUUUUGCAUUUUUAUUCAAUUUUAUCAAGGUAUUUCAAAUUUGUAAUCAAUAAAGUGUUUUAUUUUUUUUUUCUUUUUGCCCCAAAA